AUGCAGAACAAAUUCCCGACCAACAGGAAGCAUGUCAAGACCAACAUCAACCAGCUAAGACGUAAGAUCACAAAGAGACUCAGAGAUAUCAACAACCGCAGUGCUGACACACUCGUCGAAGAGAUAAACAACACAGACGACGCCCGGAGAUACUUUGGAGCCUCUAAGAUACUCGCCAAAGGAUAUGUUAGACCAGCUCUAACCGUCCACAACUCUGCUGGGAAUAUCGCAGGUACUAAUGAGGAGAAAGCGAGAAUUAUUAAGGAGUACUUUGAAGCUGAGUUCAACGACGCUGAUGAGCCUACCCUUCCUGCCUUCCUUGACCCCCCAUCUAGCCUUAACAGUCCCAUCACCGUUGCAGAGAUAGAGAGAGCCAUCAGUAAACUCAAGUCUGGUAAAGCAGUGGGUAUUGAUAAAGUUCCUGGCGAGGUCAUGAAAGCCCUGAACAACCCCCUCCUUCAUGAAGAGCUAGCUAAAGUGUUCAACGAGUCUUUCGAGAAAAACAUUCACAUUGAAGCAAUAGGAGCAGGCAUCCUCACACCACUGGCUAAGCCUGCUGCCUACAAAGCUGGCAGGAGCUGUGCCGACCUAGUUUGGGCACAGAGCAUGCUCAUAUCUGUAGUAAUGAAGAAGGAGUUUGAAUGGAACAAAGUGAGUAUCGACAUGUCAGCUGCCUUCAAUACCAUCCGCAGAGGUACAACAAUCAGACUACUAGAAGCUGCAGGAUGCUCCAGAGACGACCUGAGGCUUGUACAAUACCUCAUGGCUAACACCACUCUAGUAGUCAGAGUGUGUUCUACUGACUCAGAGAUGUUCUCUUUCAACAUAGGAGCCUCUCAAGGAGACAGCACAGCUGGUAAAUUGUUUACCCUCAAUCUAGCUGGAGCUGUAGUGCACAUAAGAGCAGUCCUCCCCUCAAAACCCAACCCUCCGAUAGCCGAUAACCACAUGCCUCUUGAGUCCGGCUAUUCAGACGAUGUAGAGGAGAUUGGUGAAAAUAUGGAGGAGUUACAGGAUAUCUUUCAGAUCUCCAAGAAUAUUCUCAGUGAAUGGAGUCUCUUUGUCAAUGACACAAAGACAAAGUUUACCAGAGUGUAUUUAGAAGAAGUUGGUGCCUGUGACGAGUGGGGUAAUGAACUAAGAGGAAAAGAGGAGUGGAGAAACGAGACGCUUCUUGGUACUAAGCUUGGAUCAGAGCAGGAUGUUACUAAUAGAAUAAAUAAAGCUAACUCUGCCUUCUGGUCAUUUGACAAGCUGUGGUGCCAGGGAUCAGAGAGGAGUCAGAUAACUGAGAAGAGAAAGAUCAAACUCUACGACUCACUAGUAGUAUCAGUGCUCCUGUACAACUGCUGCUGCUGGGCCGUACCUCAGCAUGUUCUAGAGUCUGUAGAUGUUGUUCAGAGGAAGCACCUCAAGCGCAUCCUACACAUCUAUUGGCCUAGCUCAAUAUCUAACAAGGCCCUCUACGCUCUCUCUGUUAUUUGCGACACUAGGAUGUCAAACACUAAAGGGACGAGUGGGUAG
Molecule: messenger RNA, 1524 nt
Organism: Bolinopsis microptera
Lineage: Eukaryota; Metazoa; Ctenophora; Tentaculata; Lobata; Bolinopsidae
Exons: 3
Coding region: 1-1524 (507 amino acids)
Source: RefSeq, a predicted model, not a curated record